GGAGAAACUGCAGCUCGGGAUACUUCCUGCUCCUGAUGUUCACAGAGGUUGUAGCUGUUAUUGUUGUUUUUGUUUCUGUUGGUUCCGUGAACUCAGCGACGAGAGACUCAGUGAAAACAGCAGCACGGCUCACAGGAUGGACUCCAGUGGGAAACCCUCCACUGCACAGAUCGUGGUUCUGGCCACCAGCUCGGCCCUGACCGGCCUCUUCUACACCAUCUACAAGAACAGAGCCACCACGGUUGCCAGACUAAAGGAAGCAAAGAAAGUGACCAUUGAUAAGGAUUUGUGUAACCUCCUGUCUGAAACUCCAGGAAGAUGUGUCCCCUACGCAGUCAUAGAAGGCGCCGUGAGGAACGUGAAGGAAACUCUGAGCAGUCAGUUUGUCGAUAACUGCAAAGGCGUCAUCGAAAGACUGACGCUGAAGGAGGAGAAGAUGGUUUGGAACCGCACCACUCACCUCUGGAACAGCACAGAGAAAGUCAUCCACCAGCGAACCAACACAGUCCCGUUUGCCCUCGGGUCUCACGACGAGGACGUCUCUGCCUUUGUGCGGGUCAUCCGUCCGCUGGACGCUGCAGAGCUGGACCUGGAGACCACCUACGAGAACUUCCACCCCACGGUCCAGUCCCUGUCCAGUGUUAUCGGCCACUUCAUCAGCGGGGAACGGCCCAAGGGGAUCCACGAAACCGAGGAGAUGCUGCGGGUGGGAGACAGCGUCACAGGGGUGGGAGAGCUGGUGCUGGACAACAACCUCAUCAAGCUCCAGCCUCCCAAGCAGGGCUUCCCCUACUUCCUCACCCGGCUGGACUACGACUCUCUCCUGGGGAAGCAGGUGAAGAGCGUGAGGCUGUGGAGGAUUCUGGCUCUCGUCUCCGGCUUGGCCGCCUGUUCCACGUUCUUCUACAUCCUGUGGAAGAGAUACGUGCUUCACAAGCAGAGUAAGAAGGAGAGGAGCAUGCUGGAGGAAUUCAAGGAGCAGCAGAAGAAACGCAUGCGUGAACUGAACAUCGAGGAGAGCAGCGUGUCGCCCACCAGCUGUACUGUGUGUCUGAGCCGGGAGCGCUCCUGCGUGUUUCUGGAGUGUGGUCACGUGUGUGCGUGUUCUCAGUGCUAUGACGCCCUGCCACAGCCAAAGAAAUGCCCCAUCUGCAGGGCGACUAUAGACAGAGUGGUGCCUCUGUACAACAGCUAAUGUGGACAUUUCACAAACAGAGACUACUCAGCAUUUUACACUGAAACACGUCAUUCAAAAACGGUCGCCUGCGGCUCCAGAUGAUUAAUAGCUGCAGGUUUUGUUUUUCUUUCCCGUGAAAUGGUCAAAUCCUAUUUGGAAACUAUAAUUCAUCUUGAUAAAGAAAAUUUAAUUCCUUCUUUCAGCCUUACAAUGAAAUGUUGUUCUUCUGUACAGAGAAAUACUGAUCAGAUAAGUCAUUGCUGCGUUUCCUGAUAAAGAUAAAUAAUUUAUGUUAA
This is a messenger RNA of Pleuronectes platessa (European plaice), 1473 nucleotides long. RefSeq names its product mitochondrial E3 ubiquitin protein ligase 1b (gene mul1). The transcript is spliced from 5 exons. Lineage: Eukaryota; Metazoa; Chordata; Actinopteri; Pleuronectiformes; Pleuronectidae. The record is from RefSeq and is a predicted model, not a curated record. Gene Ontology annotation, molecular function: ubiquitin-protein transferase activity. Gene Ontology annotation, biological process: protein ubiquitination; organelle organization. The coding region runs from base 137 to 1195 and encodes 352 amino acids. Gene Ontology annotation, cellular component: mitochondrion.